Rhineura floridana is the source of this 1003-nucleotide messenger RNA. RefSeq lists its product as uncharacterized. The transcript has 3 exons. Lineage: Eukaryota; Metazoa; Chordata; Lepidosauria; Squamata; Rhineuridae. Bases 131 to 1003 code for a protein of 290 amino acids. The record is from RefSeq and is a predicted model, not a curated record.
GAUCAAAAAUCUGAGAUCAGCUGUUUCCUCCUCAUCCAAUGUGAAGCAACAUUUUGAGAGGGCACACCCUGAGAAGCUGAGAGCAAUUGAAGAAGCAAUAAAGGCAAGGAGACGUGGCCUUCCUGAACCAAUGCAUGACACCCCUCCUCCCAAAAUGCUGAAGCAGCAGCAGACAACCCUUGAGAGGUGGGGAUCUGGCAGGGAGCCUGUCACCCAGAGCAAUCUCGACAGGAGAAUCAUUGAUUUCAUUGUAGAGGAGACAUUACCACUUCAGACUGUGGACAAACCAUCAUUCAUUAAUCUGGUUCACAUUGGACUCCCCAAAGAUCUCACCAUCAUAUGUGCCAAGACUCUGAGAGACAGAAUUGAGAAGAGAGCAUGCCACAUGAGAGAAACUCUUGCAAACCGAAUGGGUGCUGUGGCAUAUAUAGCAACCACUGCAGAUUGUUGGACCAAUGGCAAGAAGAGUUACUUUGGGGUAACAGCCCACUGGAUCAACCCAACUACCCUGAAACGUGAGGUCGGGGCCUUGGCUUGUAAGCAUCUGAAGGGGCGCCAUACAUACGAUGUCCUUUCAAAAGCACUGCAUGAUGUACAUGUGCAGUACAGGAUCCACAACAAAGUUAUGUGCACUACUACAGACAAUGGCUCCAACUUUGUGAAAGCGUUCAGAGUUUUCAUGGCCAAAGAACCAGUGGAAGCUGCAGGCACCAGUGACGAUGAUGGUGAUAACCAGGAGGAGGAGGAGGCUGAGGUGGAGUUUGUGCCUAUCUGUGAGAUCCUGGACACAGGACCUGAGGCAGAGGAAGAAGCUGCAGACUCAGGAGAGGAUUUUGUUUUACCACCACACCAGAGAUGUGCUAGCCACACCCUCAACCUUGUGGCAACACAAGACAUAGAGGCCAUGCUUUCUGACUCCUCCAAAAGUAGUCUUCUUGGUCCUUUCAAGAAACAGUUUCGUUCCUUGAUGGGAAAGUGCAGCAAGUUAUUUUGCAGCAGCUGA